Messenger RNA from Platichthys flesus (European flounder), 2233 nucleotides. RefSeq names its product dynein assembly factor with WDR repeat domains 1 (gene daw1). The record is from RefSeq and is a predicted model, not a curated record. The transcript is spliced from 13 exons. Gene Ontology annotation, molecular function: protein binding. NCBI's taxonomy places the organism in Eukaryota, Metazoa, Chordata, Actinopteri, Pleuronectiformes, Pleuronectidae. Bases 48 to 1295 code for a protein of 415 amino acids.
CAACUCCGUGUUGAUGACGGUGAAGCAGCUUCGUCACAGAAGACGAAAUGAAGCUGAAGCGGUUUCUCCUGCGGUUCUUCCCUCCAGGUAUAAUCCUUGAAUAUGAGAAGGGGGGAGAUUUGAGGACUAAAUCGAUCGACCUGCUGGAUUUGACUCCAGAGACAAACCCAGAUGAGCUGGUGGAAGAGAUCAGGCGGUCAGAGGCUCUGAUCACAGAGUCCCGGGCGGAUCAGGUCAAAGAGCUGAUCCUUCGACUGCAGCAGAAACAGAGUCAGCAGGGCCACCACAGGUUCUGCUUCUCGAAGGAACUUAAGGCACACAUCCUGCCACUGACAAAUGUAGCUUUUGACAAAUCAGGAUCAAGGUUUAUAACAGGGAGCUAUGACAGGACGUGCAGGGUUUGGGACACGGCAUCGGGCACAGAGCUGCACACACUCCAGGGUCACAGGAACGUGGUGUACGCGAUUGCUUUCAACAACCCCUAUGGAGACAAGAUCGCCACCGGCUCCUUUGAUAAGACCUGCAAACUGUGGUGUUCUGAGACGGGCAAAUGUUUUCACACCUUCCGAGGACACACGGCUGAGAUAGUGUGCCUUGCAUUCAACCCCCAGAGUACACUGGUGGCCACAGGCAGCAUGGAUGCCACUGCCAAGCUGUGGGAUGUGGAGACUGGGGAGGAGGUGGCUACUCUGACUGGUCACACUGCAGAGGUCCUCUCUUUGUGCUUCGACACGGUGGGAAAUCAACUGGUCACCGGCUCCUUUGACCACACAGUCGCCAUAUGGGACGUGUCUUCAGGAAGACGCGUUCACACAUUGACUGGUCACAGUGGAGAAAUCAGCAAUGUCCAGUUUAACUGGGACUGUUCCCUCAUAGUGACAGGCUCCAUGGACAAAACCUGCAAGUUGUGGGAAGCAGGCAGUGGCAAGUGUGUGGCCACCCUGGUUGGACAUAAAGAAGAGGUGCUGGACGUGUGUUUUGAUUUGAGGGGUCACCUCAUCGCUACUGCCUCGGCUGAUGGUACAGCGCGGGUGUUUAGUGCGACCACACAUCAGUGUCUUGUGACUCUAGAGGGCCAUGACGGAGAGAUCUCCAAGAUCUGGUUCAGCCCCCAGGGAAGCAGGGUCCUAACUGCCAGCUCCGACAAGACAGCUCGUCUGUGGGACGCUCAGUCUGGAGUCUGCCUGCAAGUCCUGGAGGGGCACGCCGACGAGAUCUUCUCCUGUGUCUUCAACUACGAGGGCGACACCAUCAUUACAGGCAGUAAGGAUAACACAUGCCGGAUCUGGUACUGAUCGGUCCCUUCACCCACCAGAGGCUCAGACGGACAUAAACACUAACACAGCCUGAGCUCGUCCUAAACUGCACGACCCACUGUGAAUUCAUUCUUAAUUGUGCAUUAGCAACUGAAACAUCUGCAGCCAUGAGGAGGUUACACUAACAGCCUUGUUUACAGCAUUUGUGUGAGGUGAAAAAUGUUAUUUCAAAUCCCAUAAUUGUCUCGCUAAUGUUGCUGCUGUACUGAUUCUGUGUGUGUGCUGCUUCGCUGGUUCCCUGCUGUACUGACCUGACCUCAGAAUCUCAGUUUCUAUUUGUGAAUAUACAGAAUCUGUGGGCGAGGGACACGAUUUUGGGGCUGAGAGUUGUCUGGUUUCAGUUUAUAGUUAUAAAAUAUAAUUACUGUUCAAUACAACAUGUUUCAGCAUUAAAAGCUUUCACUGUAGUAAUAAAUGGGCACUACGGUAUAUGGUUUGUAUAUGUUUCACGUUUAUUAACUCAUUCUCAGCCGAUAGAGGUGAUCUGAUAUUUUUGUUCCCACUGCCUUGUAUUUCUCUGUGACUUGUACUCAGCAGUAAUUUCAGGGAACACAAUGAUUAAUGUUCUCAGUCGCUUCUAAGUUGAAUUUCACCUGAAACCCAAAAAGCAGUCGAGCCCAAACCUCCUCCCAGGCCAAGCAUCAACAAAUUACACACACUGAUAAAUAUCAGUUCCGUUAAUGUGAAAGAGUUUUCUCAUCAAGAUCCAUUAAUUAGUUUCUGGGAAGUCAGUUUUUUUUUUACAGUCGCACUGCAAAUGUGAGAACUUGGCAAUACAAUGUGAUACUGAUACUGACCAGUGUUCAUUUCCCUUCUGCUGAAUGUUGAGUGAGAAUCGAGGCGGCUUGUAUUUCACAUCACAGAAAUUUAUUGAUGUCAAAAGAUAAAUACAUUCAGUUCUACCGUGACAGAGUUUA